UAACCAUGAGCGUGCCGAUAAAAUGAUGACUUGAGUGACAGUAAUUUGCGACCUGGUUGCUGGGAGAGCCUCUGGCUUCACCAGGAUAUGAAGUCUCUGAGGUUUUGGUGGCUUCUCCUCAUCAUCAUCACCUUCUUUUUGCUGCUCUGGUACAGUCACAUAACCAAAGAAGACGUAGAUCAGGGACUUAGUGGCUAUGUGAGGAUUUCGUCAGGCUCCAGGUCAAUUUCACACUACCAAGUGCUGCACUGUGCCCGCUGUGCCGUGGUCUCCAGCUCGGGCCAGAUGCUUGGCAGCAGAUGCGCGCACGAGAUUGACAGACAUGACUGUGUGAUACGCAUGAAUGCUGCACCGACGCAUGGCUUUGAAGCCGAUGUGGGGAACAAGACGACCGUCCGUGUCGUGUCACACACCAGCGUGCGACGCCUGGUACAGCACGAGGCCUUUUUCUUCAAGGAAGAAGCAAACACCCGCUAUGUGGUUUGGGGUCCUGAGCGGAACAUGAGGCACGAUGGCAAGGGGCGAGUGUUCAAUGUGUUAGUGAAGCUCGCAUGGAAAUACCCGGGCACACACAUCUAUGCUGUGAGUAGAGAGAAGAUGAAGAAGUGUGAUCGCAUCUUCCAGGAUGAGACUGGAAAGAACAGAAUGAAGUCAAGGUCAUUUCUCAGCACUGGAUUUUUCACUAUGAUUUUUGCACUGGACAUGUGCGACAGUAUUAACGUUUAUGGCAUGACAGAUGGCUCGUAUUGCAGUCUCACCAAUUACUCUUCGGUGCCGUAUCACUACUACGAGUUGAAUCGUCUGGAUGAGUGCGGCAUGUACAGAGUGCACGAGCGUGCGCGGAGAGGCGGCCAUCGCUUCAUCACAGAGAAACAGAUCUACAGACACUGGGCAUCGCAGGGGAAACUAAAAUUCCAAUAUCCAACAUGGUGAGCUGAGCAGGAACCUGGACACCUCUGUGCUUAGAAAUAGCAUGCUUCCAGUUCCUCCUCAAACUGCUGUAAGAAAAGAAAGGUGAAAUUGAAACCAACUUAGAACUAGUGCUAAUGUUACAGUACAUUCAAUCUAUUCAAUAUUUAUCCAUUUCAUUUACUUAAGCUUUUGGUUUAGAGAUGAUUACUUCACAGCAGCAGGUGUGUUUCUAUUAUUUGUUCUGUUCCUGAUUUUAGUUUAGUUUCUGUUUUCCUUUGCAUAAUAUUACUUUUGAGGCUGUUAUUAGAUCAUGUGUUGUCACAUGAGGCUACAUCAUGUUACACAGUGUUGUUAUGUAAGGUUACGUAAGACAGUGCUUGAGAUUAUCAUGAGGCUGUCUGAGGUUAUAAGACUUUUUUGUAAAGUACUAUAGUUAAUAAUCUGUAUCCAGAUGUGUCAGUGUCGGUGCUUCAGUGUUUCUAAUCUUUAAACAUAAAUGUUCUCCAAAAUGUUAAUUUUUAACAUGCGAAAAUUAAGUGUCUCCAAUAUUAGCCACUUAUUCCAUCUCACAUUUGUCUCAUCACCUUUUAGAGUGCCCUCUAUCAAGGUAAAUAAUGAAUGUUUUACUGUGAAUUUGGUUGUUUAUGUAACAACCUCAGCAGCAACCUCAUUUCUUCUCUCGUCUGUUCCAACCACUCAACAUUCACCAUCUGCACUUGUUUAUUACUGGUUCAUGCAUUAAGUUAGUUUUUUUAUGCUUGAAUGGUUUAUAGGUCACUGUGUGGCUUAAACAAACGGAAAAACAUGCCUCUGCUCAGGUCCUGGGCCAGUUUGGGGUCAAUCGGUUACUGAUCAGAAGGUGGUUGUUUGAGUCCCUGCACUGCCAGUGUGCCACUGUUGAGCCCUUGAGCAAUGCCCGUAACCCUAUCUACUCUCAAGGUGCUGUAACCUGGGUCACUUUGCGCUCUGACCCCAGCUCUAACUGGCAUAUACGGAAAAACAAUUUCACUGUGCUGUAAAAUACAUGUGACAAGUAAUUGAAUCAUUACAUCAAUACUAUCAUUAAUAAAAUGAGACGGGAAUUAAAAUGAGAGGCACAAAAGUACUUCAGGAAGUCUAGAGAACUAUUCCUCAAGACUACAUUAAAAUAAAACAAGACAGUCUUGCUCUUUGGAAGCAAAGUAUGAAGAAAUGAGUUUACUGUACUGUAGUUGAUAUCGGUUCAAAACCUACACACUUUACAAAUAUUUGAUGACUGGAAUGUUUGUUUGUUUUUCUCAGCUAAUGUAGUUGUAGCACUCCCUUGCCAAUCAGGGAGGCUGUACACUAUUGCUUCCUCUAAGACAUGUGACAGCAGCCAUAAAAGGGUGGCACCUUAGAGAAGUGUGAACUCAAGGGCAUCCAUGAUUGCCGAAGGUUACUCUGAUUGACGUGGGAGUGCAGAUAGACCAUCCCUCCCCCUGCUGUGGCAUCAGUGGGAUUUAAACUCACAUCUUUAGAUGAGUGUUUAAAAAGUGUUUUAAACCUUAUGUACACUUUUUAUGUGGUUUAUGUUAUUUUUUGGGGAACAAGAAGGCAAACAGCUGCUCCCCCCAACCCCCAAGCUUCCCAAUGUUACUGUAACACCUCAUACUGUAUAUACUCAUAGUACUUUCUAAACCAUAGGGGCACUGGUGACUCAGUGGUAAAUGUUAGGCCUGCCAUACGAAAGGCCCGGGAUCGAAUCCCAGCCAGUGUCCAAACCCCAGCCACUGGAUACAGUGCCGGUCCCAAGCCCAGAUAAAAUGGGAGGGUUGCGUCAGGAAGGGUAUCCGGCGUAAAACUUGUGCCAAACUUGCGCCAAACAGCCUUGCUACUGGUCAAUACUGUAAAUCACAAAAGCAGAACUCGACAGAAACUGGUCGGAAUGCUGAUCGUAGAAUUUAGGACAACUUACUGCCGCUUUGAUUGUUAUUUUCUGUCAACAUAAGUCUAAUUAAAACAUUCAUCAUUCAACAUUCAACAUUAGUCUUAUGCUUUGUAUUUUAUACUUGCAGGGUUGGGAAUAAAACAUAAAGAACCCGCCUAUUUAAAACAUGAAAUGUGAAAUUAGAUGCUGAGGUUCUUUUGAAUUGAAGUGUUGUCUGAUUUGACGGGACCAGAUAAAACCACAGCAUUUUCAAUACAUUGUGAUAACCGUGCAAAUAUGAAAAUCUAAUAUUGGCAUAGAGGUUGUAGUCAAGCCAAAGAAAUCUAUAAACAUGCUGCUUCAUCCUUGUCGAGUGCACAUAUAAAAUUCUCAACAGCAAACUUGCUAGCUAAAAUGUUUACCUAUACAGAUACGAUGUGUAUGUAAUGCAAAAGUUUUAGGAUAAAUUGAGACGGUUACAUUUAUCUCGUGUUCUAGAAUGUGUUUUUUUUUUAACCCUUGUAUUUUUUCAGAUUUCUUAACUAAAAAAAAGUUACAUGAAACUUUUAAAGCACUGGUUUUCAUACUAUUUACCAUUUCAAGCAUAUUGAAUGUGUGUUGUGUUACGAACUACAGAACAAUUUCAUUAUUUCUUUAUUUGCACUUUAUUUUUUUGUCUUUUAUUAAUGUCAAACUAAUGUAUUUUAUUUGGUUUUAAUUUUUAAAGCUGUAAUAUUGUUUGUAUGUGUCAUUUCGUCCAAAAUAUUUUCACCAAUCUGAUGAAACCUAUAUUGUACUUUAAUCAAUAAAUCUAUUGUCUAAUUUCUUACCAUAAUGUAUAUAAUGCAUUAAGAUUAAAAAGCUGCCUUUCAUUAAAUGUAAAGCUAGGGUUAUAUAAUUAUAUAACUUUGCCACUGAACCAAUUGUGGUUGGUUGGGUUUUUUUUGGCAUUUUUUUUAAUUAAUAUUCUUUUACCUGUUAAAUAGAUUUGGUUUGUUUAAUUCACCACAACAAGAUUAGCAUUCAGAAAUUUGAUUUGUGUACGUACAUUUCAAGCUCUACAGCAGGGCUGCCCUGAUUAGUGAUUCAUCUCAUCAUCAGUUUGGAUCAGCGAUAUCAAACUGUAUUGGACACUAGUGCCCAGUGUUCAUCACUUGUGCAUCAUUGCAGCACAGUUACUCGCAUUCCUGUCUUUCUACUGUUAUUUUAAUGUAACCAGGCAACUUUUUCGCAGCAUAUGUUUUAAAUGAAUGAAAAUGAAUAUCUGUACACUAAAUACUAGCUCAAUGUAUUGUAUUUAUAAUUUAUUUAAAUGCCAGUUUAACCACUAAGAACA
Messenger RNA from Clarias gariepinus (North African catfish), 4136 nucleotides. It is a transcript of the gene st6galnac4, whose product is annotated as ST6 (alpha-N-acetyl-neuraminyl-2,3-beta-galactosyl-1,3)-N-acetylgalactosaminide alpha-2,6-sialyltransferase 4. The record is from RefSeq and is a predicted model, not a curated record. Gene Ontology annotation, biological process: oligosaccharide metabolic process; ganglioside biosynthetic process. The coding region runs from base 88 to 933 and encodes 281 amino acids. NCBI's taxonomy places the organism in Eukaryota, Metazoa, Chordata, Actinopteri, Siluriformes, Clariidae. The transcript is spliced from 6 exons. Gene Ontology annotation, molecular function: alpha-N-acetylgalactosaminide alpha-2,6-sialyltransferase activity.